UGAAAUUAUACCGCCAGCAUCACAGCCCAAUUUGCUGUCGCCUUCGAGUCUACCUGUGAAUUUCUGCAUUAAAAAUACCCAAACUCGAAAAGCAGUUCACGUCUAGUUUGGCCAAAUCCUCUUACCAAGGUCAACAAUACAAGAACAAACCCUUCAAAAAACGUCACCGCCCCUCCCGCAAAAGAAUUAUGACACGAUAGCCACCCUCAAAGAGCAUGAUACAUGCGCCAAAGCCUUCUUUGAACAACACAGCAGCGAGUUCAACAACCGUCUGCUAACACACUAUUUGCUCUCGAUCUGCCACACUUCUAGAGUGGGCCGUCAUGGACACUCAGGUCGAAAAUGCCAUUGAGAUAGCAUGGAAUCCCGCCUCUGACCAAGCCCUCAAAGCGCAAGCCUUUGACUUCCUCAACCAGCUUCGAACGGACGCCUCUGGUCGUCAAGCAUGCGUUACCCUCUUCACUCGAAACCCAAAAUGCUCAGAGGUCGUUCGUCUCGUCUCCCUGGAUGUCGUCAACAAUGCUAUACAAACGCAGCAGCUUGAUGCUCAGAGCUUGAGCUACAUCAAGGAGACUCUAUUCGAAUAUGUGCGGCGGACAUAUGGUUCUGGAAGCCAGGACCAGGUCGACCCCGCCAGUUUGCAGAACAAGCUUACGCAGACUCUGACUUUCUUGUUUAUGGCUCUGUACAAGCAAGGAUGGGAGAGCUUCAUGGACGAUUUCCUCAGCCUGACGAGCCUGCAGAAUAAUGGAUCAAGGGACAAUAUUGUGGGCACGGUUCUGUACCUUCGAAUCCUUGGGUCGAUUCAUGAUGAGAUUGCCGACGUUAUUAUAUCUCGUUCGACUGUCGAGACGAAGCGGAAUACCGAGUUGAAGGAUAUUAUGAGAGCUCGGGAUGUUGACAAGGUGGCGGCUUCCUGGGAGGAAAUCUUGAGUCAGUGGAGAGGUCAAAAUGAUGCUGUGGUGGAAAUGUGUCUCAAGGUCAUUGGAAAAUGGGUUAGCUGGAUCGACAUCUCUUUGAUCGUCCACCGUGGUACUCUGAACAUUCUCUUCGGUUUGGCUGGCAGGGUCAACCCCUCAAAUGGAGAGGACAAAGUUCGAGACGCAGCUAUUGACACCUUUACCGAGAUCGUCGCCAAGAAGAUGAAGCCCGCCGACAAGAUUGGAAUGAUUGUCUUUUUGAACCUUGGAGAAGUCGUCUCUCAACUUAUUGCAAGUCCAGCCUUGCACGAUUUGCGGACCACGUCCAGCUAUGACACUGAUCUAGCAGAAGCUGUUGCGAAGCUUGUCAACAAUGUAGUGUUUGACAUUGUGAAAGUUCUGGAAGAUACACAGGCCGAAACUGCUACGCGAGCACAAGCAGAACAGCUCAUCCAGUCCUUUCUACCGCUCUUGUUACGCUUCUUCUCAGACGAGUAUGAUGAGAUAUGCUCGACAGUCAUCCCAUCUCUUACCGACCUCCUUACAUUUUUGCGGAAAGCUCAACCACUCCCACCAGUAUAUUCCGCCAUGUUGCCACCAGUUCUUAAUGCCAUAAUCCAGAAGAUGAAAUACGACGAGACCUCUUCUUGGGGUAAUGAAGAUGAGCAAACAGACGAAGCGGAAUUUCAAGAGUUGCGAAAGAGACUGCAGGUUUUACAGAAGAGUGUGGCUGCCGUCGACGAAGCCCUAUAUGUUGAGAUCCUCAGCAAUGUUGUCGGAACGACGUUCCAGAAUCUGGAGCAGCAAGGCGGCCAAAUGGAUUGGCGUGAUCUUGACUUGGCACUUCAUGAGAUGUACCUCUUUGGAGAAUUGACCGUCCCUAAUGGUGGUUUGUACGCAAAGAGCCAGCCAUCUAGUGUUGCAGCUGAGCGUCUGAUCAUCAUGAUGUCGACAAUGGUCAAGUCUGGUAUUGCAACAUUCUCACAUCCUGCAAUCCAAUUGCAAUAUAUGGAGAUCGUUGUUCGAUAUUGCUCGUUCUUCGAAAACCAAGUCAAUUUCAUCGAGCCUGUCCUGGAACAAUUCGUUCGCCUUGUUCAUCACUCACAUAUCAGAGUCAAGACUCGUUCGUGGUACCUAUUCCAUAGAUUUGUCAAGCACCUCCGGGCACAUGUUGGAAAUGUUGCGGCGACUGUCAUCCAGUCCAUUAGUGAUCUCCUGCCUAUCAAAGCAGAAGUUCCUUCAAACGAGACUGCGGACGAUGAUAUGUCUUCUGAUGAGAGCGAUCACUCUGCUGAUGCUGCCUUCAACGGACAGUUGUACCUUUUCGAAGCAAUCGGUUGCAUCUCCUCAACAACUACCACUCCUGUUGAGAAGCAAAUCUUGUAUGCGCGUACUAUCAUGGAUCCACUAUUCUCAGAUAUAGAGAGAAAUUUGGAACCAGCAAAGGCUGGUGACGCUCAAGCUAUCCUCCAAAUCCAUCACGUUAUCAUGGCUCUCGGGACCUUGGCUCAUGGAUUCUCUGACUGGACACCUGGCAGCACAUCGUCGGCUCAGAAUGCACCAAAACCAGAGGUCUCUGCAGAAUUUAGCCGUGCUGCAGAAGCCAUUCUGAUCGCCCUUGAAGCUCUUAAGAGCUCCUUCGAUGUCCGCACAGCAGCGAGAGCUUCUUUCUCCAGACUUAUGGGUGUCUUGGGAGUGGGACUAUUACCUUUCCUUCCUCGCUACAUCGACGGUCUACUUUCUGAAAGCUCUUCAAAGGAUGAGAUGGCUAUGUUCUUGCGUUUACUGGAUCAAGUUGUCUUCGGGUUCAAGAAGGAGAUCUUUAAUGUGCUUGACUCACUUCUGACUCCUCUCUUGCAAAGAGUAUUUGCUGGUCUAGCUGAGCCGAUCACUGGAACCGACGACGAAGUCCAACUCGCUGAACUUCGUCGUGAGUAUCUGACUUUUGUUCAGAUUAUUCUCAAUAACGAACUUGGAGCAGUUCUCGUCAGUGCUUCCAAUCAAGUAUUCUUUGAAUCCUUGGUAGCGUCUGUUACCGGCUUGGCCGAGACUGUAACCAGCGGAACUGGCAAUCUUGCUGCUAGUAGAUUGGCUUUCUCUGUCAUCACACGCAUGGCAGACCUUUGGGGAGGCCCCAACAUAGCUAAUGUCGGACCUCAAGCAACUAGUUCUACCAUUCCGCCAACUCCAGCAUUCGAUGGAUUCGAUCGAUUUCUCAUUGAGCGAUUCCACCCCAUUUGCUGGGUCGUUCUUCGCGAGCCAGCUUUCCGCCCAGCGACUGAUGCCCAAGCCAAGCAAGUUCUCAAUGAGAUCGCAGGCUUAGAGCAGAUGAUCUACAUGAAGACGGGCCAAAUGUUCCUCGACCACCUUCAGCAGUCCUUCUUCCCAGCCAUGGGUUUCAACGGAACCGAUUUUAUCAAAUCGAUGACCACCUCCGCUGAUCGGAAGGGACUUGCAGGAUAUCUCCAAGGUUUCCUCCGUCAAAGAGGUUAAGAGGUGGCAACGGGGGCUAGAAAGCACGACGAAAGCAAAAUAGAUAUGAGAUGAUAUGUGCAUUUGGAGGCGUUCAAUCGGUCUUAUACCACAAAUAUGUUGUGAAUGGAUGGAUGGAUAGGCAUUCUGCUGCCAUUGGAGAUAUGGCUUUAGCGUUUCAAACUCUACUACUUCUACUUUUCAAACUUGCAGGGGUUGGAAUGGAUGGGUUUCACAGGCGACUUUAGAGACGAUUUGGGCCGCAGCAUCCAAUAUGAGAACUGAUUUCCAA
Molecule: messenger RNA, 3684 nt
Organism: Cadophora gregata
Lineage: Eukaryota; Fungi; Ascomycota; Leotiomycetes; Helotiales; Ploettnerulaceae
Gene: LOS1
Product: pre-tRNA nuclear export protein
Exons: 3
Coding region: 324-3413 (1029 amino acids)
Biological process (GO): tRNA re-export from nucleus
Cellular component (GO): nuclear pore; cytoplasm; nuclear matrix
Molecular function (GO): small GTPase binding; tRNA binding
Source: RefSeq, a predicted model, not a curated record